AUGACUGCAGUGGGAGGACUGGUGCUGGUUCUGGGUUUCCUGGUGAGCGCUCGCUGUGAGGUGAGAGCUCGAGACCCCGAGGUAGAGGAGGAUGAGGAGCGAGGAGGAGGAAGGGGAGGAAGAGGGGGAGGAGUUGAGGGGUUCCCCCCUCACCCCUGGGCGACACAGACCCCCCCGCUGGGGGAGAGAGGAAACUACCCAGCACGAACCGGGAACUGGUGUGCGUUCGUGCAGAGGCGUGUGGUUACCAAGACGGCGGUGUGUGGAUCAGAGAAGUAUGUCAUGAAGUCUCAGAGUCCGUGUCCGAGCGGGGCGCCCGACUGCCAGCUGCCCAUGUACAAGCUGUCCUCGCGGCCACUGUACAGGCAGAAGCAGCAGAUCUUCAGCGCUCUGCUGUGGCACUGCUGUCCGGGAUACGGCGGACACAACUGUGAAGACACGGUCUCUGACACACAGCUGGAUUCUGCAAGCUCGGAUCUGGUCGGAGGAUCUGGACCGGUGAGACCAGAGCUCCAUGUUCCAGGUGUGCAGCUAGAGCGGCUCCAGCAGCGUGACGACCCGAACCGAGAACAGAACGACCACGAGGCGCCGUACCACACCGGCGACCCGGACAGCCCGCACACCACCCCAGCGCACACAGCGCACGCCCAUCACAGCCCACCCCCAGACCUGCAACAGGACCACGGCCGCCAUCACACCCCAGCCCCCGCCGUGCGCCGGGAGCACUGCCGCCAUCACACAGCGCACGCCGCUGGGAGCACCCAGGACCAUCAGCACCACCUGGACCACGGGCAGCAGGAACUCCGCCUUCCUGACACUGCCACCCUGCCAGACGCCCCAGCCACUGCUACCAUCCCAUACCCAGACUUCCCCAGUGGGGACUCAUACCCAUACGCCGAUGCCCCUCCAUACCCAGAUCCCGAUGACUUUCCAUACCCAGAUGCCCCUGCUGCCCUUCCUGUCCCCCACAUUCUGGCGCUGGUGAUGUCCCAGCUGCAGCCGGUGCUGCAGGGCUUUAACCACUCCCUGGAGCACCUGAGCCGGCAGGUAGGAGAGCUGGCGCGGGACGUGGCCGAGCUGAAGAGCAGCCGGCUCGAUGCCGAGCCUCAGCCGCCGCAGUCGUCGCACCACGCGGUCCAACCGGACCUCGCCGAGGCAGCAGACGAGCGGCUGGACGCCAGACUGGAAGAGGCGUUUGAGCACGUCAGGGAGGUCCAGAGGCAGCUGGAGAGCCAGCGAAGAGACAUGGAGAUCAGGCUGCACUCCCAGCAUGCAAUGCUGCAGUACAACCUCACCAUGUUGAAGAUGGACAUCGACAUGAAGCUGAAACGCCACCAGAAGAUGCUGCAGGUCAGUCUGCAGGCCAUGAAUGCCACACUAACGGAGCUGAACCAGAACCAGUAUCAGGAUCAGGAUCAGUAUCAGGAUCAGGAUCAGGAUCAGGAUCAGACCACUGAGGAACUCGCCCCUCACCUACUACAGCCACAGCCGUCGGACACCGCGGCGCUCUGGGAGGCAGUGGAGCGACUAGACAAUAUGGUCGUCAACAACACGGUGAAGGUGGAAGGGCUGGUGGAGGAUGCCGAGGUGACAGCGGGCAGCGUGCAACAGCUGCGCCGGGACAUUAAACUUCUGGAGAAGCUGAUCAACGCCACGGCGAGAACGGGCCAGGUGCAGUUCAUGGAGACGGGGCUGGAGGUGGAGUUGGCACGGGAAACGGUGCUGCGGCGCGUUGGCGAGCUGGCGGCGAACCUCAGCGCGUACGGCGAGCGGCUGACCGAGACGGACUCGGACGUCGACCAUCUGUACGAAGCGCUCUACAAGCGCAACACGUCCGCAGGCUGCGACUGCGCUGCGCUGUGGGCCGCCGUGGCGACGCUGGAGAGGGGCGUGGCCAACGUGACGCAGCUGGCCAAUGAAAACAGAGCAGCGCUGGACGAGGACGGGGGGCCGGGGCUAUGGGCGGGGGGCGGAGACUGGCAGCCUGCAGUGGAAGCGCUGCAACACGCCCUCCAACAGGUGAGGGAGUCCGUGGCUUCCGUGACGUCCGAGCAGAGCAGCAGCCGGUCUCUGGACCAGCGCCUGACGCAGCUGAGCCGCUCGCUGGCGGCGGCGCUGGCCGACGUCUCGGUGCUGACGGAGUCUGAAAGGAAGCAGCGCGAAGAGAUGCAGCGGCUCUCCGCCUCCUUCCUCUCGCUGCUAGCGGACGCCGUGCGCCACAGCGAUGUGCUGGAGAUCCUGCUGGGGGAGGAGGUGCUGGAGUUCCUGGACUGGCCCGUCCAGGACCAGGAGGCGCACAGCGUCCCUGCACUGAAGGAGACACUGAGGGGACAUGAGCAGAGCAUCGCCGCCCUGCUGGCCAGAAACACAGGAGACAGAGAGGAGCUCCCGUCAGCGGACCAGCCCCCCCCCUCCUCUUCGCUCCUCUCUGACGGAUGGCGCCCGGCCAGCGUGACGAAGAACGCCGGCGGCGGUGCAGCGCGGGAACGCCAGCGCCUCCUACAGGCCGAUGGCGGCGACCUCUGGAACCUCGAGAUAACGGUGGAGGAGCUGAAGAUGAAGGUUCUGCAGCUGGAGGAGACGAUGGCGCCCAGCGGAGGCGCCGCGGCGCUGCAGGCGGAGGUGACGUGGCUGAAGCGCGGCCUGGAGGAACAUCUGCGAACGUUUAAGAACGUGUUCAGCAACGCCGACGUGCUGGCCGGCUCGGCCGCCACGCUGGAGCUGGACAAACUGUGGCAGCUGCUGCAGAGCAGAGACGAGAAGAAAGAGAAGAAGAAGAAGAAGAAAGGAGGGAACCAUCGCAGCCGGAGGGAGACGACAGGUGAGACGGCAGGUGUUGCUCCGGUCCCGUCCAGCCAAUCAGGAGCCUCCGUGCUGCUGGCGGCCGGAGGAGACGCUCGGCGGAGGAGGCCCGGCUGGAACUGAAAGGAGGAGCGUGGGCGGAGUCAGAGGACAAUGUGUUCGACCAAUCAGAGGAAAGAUCUCGGGGAGUUCACUUAUUUUACACUGUUUGCUUUAGAAAAAAGCGACAAAAAUGUCCAAAAUUUUUUUUUUUACUAUUUAUGGCUGAAAAAGCACUAACAACUUCGAAAAAAAGUUUUUCUUCUUUGCGGUUUGACAAAAAGAAGCAUGAAAAAAAAAAUCCUAUUUGUUUCUUAAAUGUGCCAUAAACUUCUGAGGGAGGAGUCAAAGGGCUGCUCCACCUGACGGCGCUGUCGACCAAUCAGAGGAAAGAUCAGAGACUCUGGGAAGUCAGAUUUUUCAUAAAGACUUCAGAAGUGAGAAGUGGGUUUCCUGUUUAUUGUUCCCGUGUCUGUAGAAAAAAGCACCAAAAGUGCCAAAAAAACUUCCAAAAACCUUCCAAAAAGUGCCUAAAGUCGAACAAAACACGUUCCUGUUUCUAUUUGUGUAGAAAAAAGUGUCAUCCUAAAACCAGAAACUGUUUCUGUUUGCGUUAAAUAAUCGAGAUACAACAUGUUAAUGAGGGAUGUUUAGAGGUUCUGGUUGGUGGGUUUUUAUACUUUGGAUAGAACCAGGCUAGCAGUUUCCCCCUGCUUCCAGUCUUUAUGCUAAGCUAGGCUAACAACGUCCUGACUGCAGCUCCAUGAACACAACACAACACAUGUAGGACAGUAUGGCAAGCCGUGUGGAACAUUUAUACAAU
Messenger RNA from Perca flavescens (yellow perch), 3664 nucleotides. It is a transcript of the gene mmrn2a, whose product is annotated as multimerin 2a. The record is from RefSeq and is a predicted model, not a curated record. The transcript has 12 exons. Lineage: Eukaryota; Metazoa; Chordata; Actinopteri; Perciformes; Percidae. Gene Ontology annotation, molecular function: protein binding. The coding region runs from base 1 to 2925 and encodes 974 amino acids.